Molecule: messenger RNA, 4275 nt
Organism: Strigops habroptila (Kakapo)
Lineage: Eukaryota; Metazoa; Chordata; Aves; Psittaciformes; Psittacidae
Gene: TMX3
Product: thioredoxin related transmembrane protein 3
Exons: 16
Coding region: 31-1095 (354 amino acids)
Biological process (GO): peptidyl-cysteine oxidation
Cellular component (GO): endoplasmic reticulum
Molecular function (GO): protein disulfide isomerase activity
Source: RefSeq, a predicted model, not a curated record
CCUUCCGGCCGCGCCGGGGCUCUUGUCAACAUGGUAGCGGGGGGCAGUCAUCGGCGGUGGCUGCUCUGGGCGGCAGUGGUUGCACAUGUGGUGGCGUCAGGUGCGGGUUUUGUGGAGGAUCUAAAUGAGUCGUUUAAAGAAAGCCGUAAAGAUGAUAUUUGGCUUGUAGAUUUUUAUGCACCUUGGUGCGGCCACUGCAAGAAACUGGAACCUGUGUGGAAUGAAGUGGGUAUAGAAAUGAGAAACAUGGGAUCUCCAGUAAAAGUUGGGAAGAUGGAUGCAACUUCCUUUUCUAGUAUUGCAUCUGAAUUUGGAGUGCGAGGCUAUCCAACAAUUAAGCUCUUAAAAGGUGACUUGGCAUACAACUACAGGGGACCUAGAACCAAAGAUGAUAUAAUUGAAUUUGCUAAUAGAGUGGCAGGACCUCUUAUCAGGCCACUUCCAAGCCAGCAUAUGUUUGACCAUGUGCAGAAGAGACAUCAUGUGCUUUUUGUGUAUGUUGGUGGUGAAUCUCCUUUAAAGGAAAAAUACAUUGAAGUUGCUUCAGAACUAAUAGUUUAUACAUACUUUUUUUCUGCCUCAGAAGAUGUGCUGCCUGAGUAUGUGACAUUGCCUGAAUUGCCUGCUGUUGUGGUCUUCAAAGAUGGAACUUACUUUGUUUAUGAUGAGUAUGAAGAUGGUGAUUUGUCAUCCUGGAUAAAUAGAGAAAGAUUUCAAGGCUAUCUUCAUGUAGAUGGCUUCACGCUGUAUGAACUUGGAGAUACAGGAAAACUUGUGGCUAUUGCAGUCAUUGAUGAUAAAAACUCUUCAGUGGAACAUACCAGACUAAAAUCUAUUAUUCAGGAAGUUGCUAGAGAUUAUCGGGAUCACUUUCACAGGGAUUUCCAGUUUGGCCAUAUGGAUGGAAAUGAUUACAUUAAUAGUUUACUAAUGGACGACUUGACAAUCCCUACUAUCGUUGUGUUGAAUACCUCUAAUCAGCAGUAUUUCCUACCAGAUAUGCACAUUGAGAACACAGAAGACAUGGUUCAGUUUAUUAACAGUAUCUUGGACGGUACUGCUGAAGGACUUAAGAUUGCAAGGUCUGAAGAAUGAACUUUUGGAAUCAUAACUGAAAAGUGUCAGCAGUUUUGACAUGGUUCCAUUUGAAAUUUCAGGCACAGGGUGGUGAUGGACUUCUGCAACGAAUCAAGAGAAUAAUCUAUGAUGCCAAGUCUACUGUAGUGUCUGUGUUCAAGAGUUCACCACUUCUGGGAUGCUUUCUGUUUGGGUUGCCCCUGGGCGUCAUCAGCAUUAUGUGUUAUGGAAUCUGCACAGCUGAUACAGAUGGAGGGGUAGAUGAACAUGAGGCAGCUAAAAAGGAAAAUGGUGAUCGGGAGCUCACAGACGAAGGCAGUGAGGAAGAACAAGAGGAGGAAAAGAAUGGAAAAUAUACAGAACUUUCAGAUGGAGAACUGAAACAGAAAGACAUAAUGGAAAAGAAAAAAGACUAACCUGUUGAGCAAAAGAAUUCCCUAGAAUUUCCAAAUAGACUUAUUUAUUGAAGGUAGUCAUUUAUUGAUGAUCUUCAUGAGAGGACCUCUUUGUUUAUAUUAUGGUAGUUUUGACUUGCAUGUAUUCAAAUUUUCUCAGAAAUUGGCAGGUAAAAAAAUAUGGAUGUUCUCUUAAUUGUCUUUAAUAGAUUAACAAAGGGCAAUUUAAACUGAAAAAAUUUGCAGGUACAGUUCUCCACUGUUAUUCUGAGGAGUUUUGAAUUGUUUGUUUCCAGAACAAUGAGAUAAUGUUACUUGACCUUAGUGUAUGUCAUGAACUACUACUAAUAUAGCCCAGCUGAAUACUCAUUCAUGUAAAACUAAGGCUGAAAAUUAAGAAAGAUUUAAGAGAUCUGUAAAGUCUUUCGGAGCCUAAUAGCUAAAGACAACUUAGAAUUUUCCAAGAAGUCACGUGUUAUACUUGUUGCACAUAAUUUUGAAAAAAAACCCACAAAAACCAAACCACCCUAAACUUUUCUAUUUUCUCAAGUUAAAUGUAAAUUGUUAGGAAUUAGAGGACUGUUUUACCAUGUAGUAAUAUAAUUACUGGCAGUCAAGAAUGUUUACUUGAUACGGAAUGUGACGGUUAUAUGCUAAAUUAAGUUUUUGUUAGCGCUUUAGCAGCUAAACAUAUUGGAAAACUUCAUCAUAAACCUUUUGGAACAUGAUUGCCUGUUAAAUUAUUUUGUAUGAAUGUUUACACAAACUUACAGUGCAAAUGAUAUUUAAGUUUUCUGAAUCUGCAGUAUAACUUGAUAAAGGAAGACAAACACCCUUUAUUUUGCAGUAACUCUCUAAUGACAAGCCUUUUGAAUGGUGUAAAUUUGUUUAAUUCAGAUUGUUACAUAUAUUUUUAGGUAGUUGGUGUUGAUCAUUUUGUUAGAGACUGUUACCUACUCUGAAGGUGGGAGUUAACAGAGUGUAAUACUCAUAGAGAUUGGUCAGUAUAAUGCUUUUCUGUUAUCUGUUUCAUUAUAAAAGUCACUUUUAAUACAAUCAUGUGACACUGAAAAGGACUAGUUUGUGUCCAGGGUUGAAAUCUUCAACUAUAAGCUAUAAAGCAGACUUUGGCAUUGAUGUCUUGGAGAGUACCAUGGAAAAAAAAACCCUAAUAUUGCUCUUCCGCAUAAGUAUUUAUCAUGCGGUUUUUCUCUCUUUUUUUUUUCUUUUUUUUUUUUUUUAAUGUUAUAUGGCACUGUAAUGCAGAUUAUAAUGUCCUCCUUACAAGGCAGCUUUAACACAUAAGAAAUUACUAUGCUAUAGCACUAAAUUAAGGAAUAUUAAGUAAAAAAAAUGGGUAAGCUUAAGUAGAGACGUUCUGUGUUUGAGUAAACCUGAUGAUGAUAUAAAUCAUAACCAGGGAAAAUGUAUUGCAUCCUUUUUCCUUGUAGGAAAGAAACUUGUUUCUUCUGUUUAAGUAACUUGGUAACAGCUGGCUUCAUGUUGCAGUGCAGAGUACAGUAAGUAGAUCCCGACUUCAAAGAUUUUUGUUAUCAGACAGUCUAAACAAUAUGUAAGAAGGUUAGAAUAUUUUUUCUUUUUUCCUUUUUUCUUUUUUUUUUUUUUUUUUUUUUUAAAUUCUGUGUCUUAUUUUAAGUUCAACCUUCUUCCUUUUGAGAGAGGAAAAAACAUGAUUUCAUAGAAUACUGAGUAGCAGAUGUUUGAUAGGUUGGGGUUUUUCUUCCCCCUUUUCUCCUUUUUCCUUCUAUAAAUUGCCUUUUUUCAUUUUUUAUCAUUACAGCUAGUUGUACAUAAUGACUUGAGUUUUCUUGCUUUUUGAUUUUAGUUUUAUUUUUUUGGCAGAAUCUUUGAGGUGAGAAAUAAUUCAAAUAUAUUUUCAAAUAUAUUUGAAAAGUGAGAUGCUUAAAAAUGUGUUUAGAAAGAGUUUUUUUUAACAUGGUGUGGAGAUCCUGAGUUGUUUUAAAAAGAUGAGAAACUUGUCGAUUCCUUUGUACUUUAGCACAACUCAGUGCUAAUAGUCAAAAUAUAGGACUGUUAAGGCAGUAAUAUAUCUUCUUGAUUUUUCUCUUAAGAUUACAGUUGCAGAUCAAUUACAUAUUUAGUUUUGGCUCGGGCUGGAAACCUGCAGCUUUUGACUUAAUAAAAACACUGAAGUGGUCAAUGGAACGUUGCUGUUCCUUCUAUGGUGUGUAAUAAAUUCUGAAUUCUGCUGCACUGCUAAGAACUGUUUCAACUGUGAGCCUUCAUUUCUGGUUUAUUAUUUUUGUUUGUGUUUAUAAUAAGUAGUAGCCAAAUAACUUGCUGAGAAAUCUGAGAUGUGGACCUGAAUAUGAUAAAUACUGUGUAAGAAAUGGAUCACAAUGGGAUCUGUUAAAACUGAAAACAACUGCUAGAGUUAGAAGGAAAGCAUGUCUCAGUCACUUCUGAACUGCAAUUUAAUCAAUCAGAUGUGUACUGAACUGUUGGAAAUUAAACUUGAAGUGUACUGCCAUUGUCAUCAAAUCCUUCUCCCAGCUAUAUUCAACAAGACACAAGGAGAAGAAAAGUGUACAAGUCAUAGACUGGGUGUCAGAUGUGAUGUGAAAUUAAGGGGUUUGCUGUGGUGAUACAAAUAAUUUAGGGUGCUGUCUGAGGGGGAAAGGUGGCAUUUUAUUUUUUUUCUUCAGUCUUUAAAGUUUCUUGAAGCAACUUCACUGUAAUAACUUCGAAUUCACAAAAUAAUGCUGCUUUUUUAAGUCAAGUGUAAGCCUUUUGUUUUUCUGUAAUAAAAAUAUUCAAAAGA